AUGCCGAACAUUGGUGCUGUUAAACCUGCAACGCAAACGAGUCGACCUACUGUUGACUCCCACGGAAAAGAACUUAAAUCUUCAAAGCAAAACAACACCACAAUUGCAAAUAUCUCGACUACUGCAGACCACGAUGCGUCGAACUCUCCUGAGAGCUCUCCUGAAGGCCCGAGCAGGAGCACUAGUUUUAACGCCAUUUCUCAAACGGAAGGUCCUGUAUCUCCGCCUCCUACCUCCACCUUUGCCAAAAAGUCUCCCAGCUGUGCAGAGAAAGCCAGAACUCCAACCAGAAUAAAGCAAGAAGCUCCUGCCGAGGUGCGAUCCAUGGAGGUCAUUAAAACAGUGGGUGUGAGUGGACUUAUGAUCGGCUGGGAGAGGCCUCCACUGGACGAGCUGGGCUGCAGCAACGGCACCUUUGUUUAUGGGUACAGGGUGCUUGUUGACGGAGUGUUUCACAAGUCUGUCAUGAGCUCAGCCUGCACCAAGUGUAUACUUGAGAACGUGAACCUGAGCGUUCCCAUUCAAAUCAGCCAAAACCUCACACCUUUUAGUGCCAUCUAUAGCUGCAGCUCUCUGUGGGAUUUUAUAACCUCCAUCAAGAACAAGUGCGACACCGUCACGCCGCAGGGACUCGCCUUCUUUAAGGGCAUCAGGACAUAA
Messenger RNA from Knipowitschia caucasica, 660 nucleotides. NCBI's taxonomy places the organism in Eukaryota, Metazoa, Chordata, Actinopteri, Gobiiformes, Gobiidae. The record is from the annotation of a GenBank genome assembly.